Molecule: messenger RNA, 9169 nt
Organism: Leptidea sinapis
Lineage: Eukaryota; Metazoa; Arthropoda; Insecta; Lepidoptera; Pieridae
Gene: Gyf
Product: GRB10-interacting GYF protein 2
Exons: 27
Coding region: 137-4675 (1512 amino acids)
Molecular function (GO): protein binding
Source: RefSeq, a predicted model, not a curated record
GCCAUUAAAUAUUUCUCAUUUCACAAUUCUCUUUUAGCCUACGGCGUGCUCGAAUUUGGGGUCAUCACUGAAUUAAAGAAAUAAGUUCCUGAUCAACCAUUUCAUCUAUUAUUUCGCAUUCUCAAUUCUGUAUACAAUGGCUGACCGUAAUCCAAUCAAGUUUGGUCCUGAGUGGCUGCGUAAUCUGCAUGGAGAGGCUAAUAGAAAUAGUCAAUCAACAAGUACGGCUGUGUCAGGCAACCAGCCAGUAUCACCUGCAGGAUCUAACAAUCCACAUCAAGUAACAAGUGCCAUUAAUACAGCUAAUCAAGGUUCACAGAGAGAUACUGCAGCUGGAGGAAAUGUAGGAAAUAGUCCGAGCACUUCAGGCACAAGAACAACUAACCCAGCUCCAAAUAUUCAACUAUCCAGAAUGAGGUAUGGCAGAGAGGAAAUGUUAGCUUUGUGUGACAGAAAUUCGGGGGCACCAGGGCAACUGCAGUCCAACACAGCAUUGUUCCAACCAUCCAGGAAUUCACUAUAUGCACUAGAAGCCCAUGAAGAAGAGGAUCAUAUUUGGGAGUGUGUGAGAAGUGGAGUACCUAUACCCUGGAAUAGGAUUAUGAACAAUACAAGACCUAAUAAUGCUGCCGCAGCUGCUUUUCAUGCAGGAAGAAGGCCACCUUUUUCAAGACAACACACAACAGGGAGAGGGGGGCCAACUACAAGACCUCGUUUACCCAGUUUUAAUGCAGAGGAAGAACAUCCAACAAGAUGGAGUUCCAGCAAUGGAGCUAGUACAAGUAGAACAGUUCCAGCUCACCAAACUGAAUGGUCAAAUUCCAAACUAUUUACAAAGAGAUAUGAUUUUAGACGGCAGCUAAGUUCAAAUUGGAGACUACCAAAUCGAGAUGAAGGUGAUGAAUGGCGUGAGAAUUCUGCUGGCCGGGGCAAUGGACAACACCAACACCAAGAACGAGAAUGGAGUGAAAGACAAAUACAGGAUAGAACACGAAAAUGGUACAGCAAUCGCUAUCGAUCUUGGGGAGGACCUGAUAGUCAACACAAUGACGACCUUCCCGAAUGGGCUACAGACAAUGCUGAAGCGGGUGCCGGAACAUUUGAUUCUACUGGAGCAUUUCAUGGAUAUAGCAAUGAUGAUUCUAAUGUACCCAAACAGGAACCACAGUACCAGUUAGCACGUUCACAAACACAAGGUGCUAUAUCAUCAUCAAAGACAGGCGAGGAAUCUGAUGAAUGGUGGACCUCAGAGAAAGCUAAGAAGUUGUCACCAAGACGAUUUCCUGCUAGAGAUUUAAAGCCAAAGGAGUAUUCUGAGGAAUCAACUGAGAGUCCGAAGGGGCAAGAAAAAGAAAGUGAAGAGAUAAGUGAAGAACAAGCUGAACAAAUCUUGAUUAAGCUGAAUAGUAUGAAAAAAAAGCCAUCAGUUCAGCCAGGCACCUCUGUGUCUGAUAAUGACAAUGACACAAAUCAAAGAAGUGACCGCAAAUCCUUUAAUAUACUGCAAUUAGUAACAAAUACAACUACUGAUGCAGGCAAUGAUGAUAAUAAUUUCCAAUCUGUAAUGCUUAAUCCAAACAAUACUCUUCGGCAAAAACAUCAGAAUAUUGUCACAAAGGAGGUGCAAAAUAAAGGGAGGCCUAUUCUAAAGAUAUAUGAAACAAUUAAUAAUCUCAAGCAGACAAGUGGUGCAAAUGACGCUGUAAGAUCUCAUGAGGAGAAAAUAAUUGAAGAAAUGUUAGAUUUGAAUCUUGAUGAUGACAAUAUUACGUCUAACAUUGCAAGUAUCUCUUUACCAUCUUCCGCUAACGUAGGUUUUCAACAACCAUCUGAAAAUCAAGGGGAGUCAUCAAUUUUAGAUCCAUCAAGAUUACAAAACCCACAAUACGGCAUUAACACUGCACCAGCGAUGACUUCGUCAAUUAAUAACCCUGUUGAAAUGCAACAUUCAGCCUCCAAUCAAAUACAUAGGUUGCCAAUGGGGGCAGGUACGAGCAAUAACAUGAUGCCUGUACAAGGUGGAAUGGGUCAGGUUUUAUCUAAUACACAAAUGGAGGGUUGGCCCUGGUCUCAAAGCUCUAAUGUGGCAGGAGCAUAUGAGCCAAAUGUUGGCUUGUCUCAUAUUGGAAACCCAAAUGUUCCUCUAUUAUUUGCACAAAACCAACAGCAACAAUUGUCAAGUAGUGAAAUGUAUACACCAAAUCAACAAUUAUUCAGCGGUGGUCGUAAUAUGGAUCCAAACUCAAACCGUGCAUUUGGCUCCCUGUACAAUAGUACCUUCUUGCCAAAUGUUAAUCCACCCAGUACACCUGAAUUGUCUGAACUUUGGUACUAUGAAGAUCCGGAGAAAGUGAUACAAGGACCAUUCUCAUCGGUUGAUAUGUAUGGUUGGUACCGAGCGGGAUUCUUCAGUCCAUCCCUGAUGGUUCGCAGGGCUUGUGAUACUCAUAUGCGGCGUCUUGGUUCUUACGGCCCAUUCGUGCCUUUUAUAAGAAUGGAUUUGCCAUAUGCUUGUAUGGUUCAACCUGGUAAUGACUUUGUAAACAAUCAAACCAACCAAGGAAUUGCUAGCUCUCUCUGGGGUCAGACUAAUCCGCAGGAUCGUUUGUGGUCAUCGCCAGAAUACACCAAUAAUAAUAACAGAUCAACUGCCGACUUUGCCACAAUCUUCAAUGACCUGCCUCCAUCGGCAAAUGCUUCAAAUUCUCUCUUAUCCCAGGGGAUUACAAAAGAUAAUAUGUUAACUGAGGAUGAGAUUCUAGCACAACUGAGAGCUUCUAUGGCAAUUCCCACGCAACAACCGUUCGUAAGUAAUGCUAUGCCGAUGACAUCUGAAAGAGUUACAAAUAAUAAUGACGUAAUUGCACAAGUAGCACCAGCAGCCCCUGAUCUCGACGAACUCCAAAAACUGUUGCCUCCGAUGACAUCCACUUUGCCGGAAGUGAAAGAAAAAGAGAUACUCGAAACAGAAAUGAAGAAGGAACGUGUUAAAACCGAUGUAAACGUUGAAAGUGAUAAUAGCAUGGACAGCCAGCGCAUAGAAGUGAGCAACACACAGGCCAAAGUAGCAGAAUCAAAGGUUGAGACAAAAGUAAAAGCGGCUAAAAUUGAAAAUGACAAGGUGGCCAAGCAUAAAGAAAAUAAUACAACUACUAAGAGUAAAGCUAAGAAGACAAAGGAAGAAAAGAAGGAAGAAACUACUGAAGUUAAGAUAAAGGAGGAAGGGAACAAGCGUGAGAAAUCAUCAUCCGGCGUUUCAUCAAAAUCGAAGAAAGAGGAAAAGCAAUCUAAAAAAGAUGCUGAGAUGGAGAAGAAGGAAUUAAUCAAAGAUGGCUUCACAAUCGUAAAAGGUGCAGAAAAGAAUAACAACAAAGAAAAUAAAAAGAAAUUAGAAGAGAUUAAGGCGGCCGAGGAAAACGAACGUAAAAGGAAAGAAGAUUUAAAAAUUGCGGAGGAAGAAGAAGAAAAGAAAAAGAUGGAAUUAGGAAAGAGUCAACAGGUAAUUGAGGAACACCAUCACCAAAAGCUGUUGGCUGCUGAAUCGGUGAUGAAGAAGGCGCCUUGGUCGGCCGUCGUUCAUGCCACGUCUGUUUCAAAGGAUGGGAUGAUGACGUUAACUGAAAUACAGAAAUUGGAGCGAGAAAAGAAGAUGGAACAAAUGAAAGAGCAACAACACAUGAUGCAUUUGAUUGCGCAACAACAGGCUGCUGCCGUGGCAAGAGAAGAGGAAUUGCAAGCCAGUUUUGGUUGGGGAAAGAUAAAAAAUAGCGCAAGUCCACCAGGCAACAAUCUUGCUGAAAUUCAGGCGGAGGCUCGUCGUCAAGCAGCUAAUGUGGCGGAGGCGAGUCGACAACCAGCUAGUACGAUGGAAACCCGUCGGCAACCAGCCAGUGUGACGGAAACUCGGCGGCAACCUUCUAGUACGACGGACACACGUCGACAAACAGCUGGUGCGACGGAGACUCGUCGGCAACCAGCUAGUGCGAUAGAGAAUCGACGCCAGACAUCAACCACUGGAAUCACGCAGCCGAAAGAGGAAGCGCGGGCCAAGACACCAACGCCCAACAACGUAGCGUGGGGAAAUAACGCCAAUGGUGGUUUCUGGACCCAGCAGUCAACUCAACUGCCAAAAUCGGAGCCGCCGAAAAUAGAACUGCCAAAAGCGGAACCGAUCAAAGCACCCGACGUGACUAAAGUAACUGAGUCGAAAGUAGAUAAGGGCAAAAAGAAGUUUACAGUCGUCACGAGUACAAAGCAGAAGGAAAAGACGCCGGCCGUCGAGUUUGAGACGUGGUGUACUAAUGCGCUAUCCUCUUGGAGCUCUAAGAUUGAUGUAAAAACCUUCGUUACAUUUCUUAAGGACAUUGAAUCCCCAUACGAAGUUAAAGAUUAUGUUAAGUGCUAUUUAGGUGAAUCGAAGGACACAAGUGAUUUUGCUCGACAGUUCUUGGAGAAAAGAUCUAAAUUACUACGCGCUAGUACUGUGACUCCGUCGGACGAUUUGUGCUCCCCAGCAAUUGCCAUCAACCCACGAAGCUCAUCUGUGGACUUUCAAGAGGGUAAAGGAAAGAAGGCUAAAAAGAAUAAGAUGACCAAAGUUGAUGCGCGGAUCCUUGGGUUCUCGGUGACAGCUGCUGAGGAUAGGAUCAACGUGGGUGACAUCGACACCGCCUGAUCUAAACGGUAUCGCCGUUUUAAGUAUUAUCACGCAACGGUGAAACCAAAAUGAACUUAUUUAUUUAUAGUUUGUACGAUCGAACUGGUUGGGUCGCUUCCUCUAUUCAUCUUUUUUCUAGAUUAUUUUGUGUAUUUUUUUCGAAAUUAUUUGUUGAACGAUUUUUUACAUAAAGAAAUAUAUCAUUUAUUAAUUAAGGUCCAUGCCUUUUAUGCCUUAUCAGUUUUUUCCUAUUUAUUUAUUAUUUGAUUUAUUCAUACCUUAAGCCACAUCUCUGGUGCCAUAAAAAGUUUGUUGUAAAUGCAAUGAGCCAUAGCCUAGGAAAGUACAAGUUCGCAUAUCAAUUUCAAAUUCUAUACAGUUCUUAAAUUUGGAUUUAAUUGGUUGAUAUUUUUAUGUUUUUAUUCAAAAGUGCACAUAAAUAACUUAUUUUUAUUUUUUUUUAACACCGGACUCACGCCUACCACUCUUGGGUGCAUAUAAAAUGACGUCAUAGCUCAAACAAACAAGCGGGAGAUUGGUUGAAAAUUCAACAUUUAUUGGCCAUUCGAAUUGACUUUUACCAAUACUGUCGCUUGCUAUUCAAAUACAUUUUAAUUAAUAAAGUAUCGCUCAAAAUAAAAUUAUGAUUAAAAAUAUUGAAGUAGUAGGCUCACUAACUUCUCACCUUAAUAAAUUUUAUUCAAAAAAUACUAACUCUUAUUACUUAUUACAUAAUUUACAUAUAUUAUACUCUAUUCAAAUUAUAGUCCAAAAUAGGUGUUAAAUGUGCGACUCAUCCGUUUCGAUCGUUGUUAUUGUGUUAUAUGUGUAUUAGACUACUUUUUUUAAAUAAAUGCAUUCUGUAGUAUGUUGUGUGUAUGAAAUUAAUGCGAUUUUCCAACACCUGAUGUGAUGGUAUCCAUCCGUGUUGGAUAAACUGCAUUAACUAUUGAAAUUGAAUGGCUGUCAAUUAUUGUAAAUGUGAUUUGACCAAACUCCUACAUUGUUACAAAAACUGUUUGGUAACAUCACAAUACACAAUAAACAUUUAAUUGGUGCGAGCUGGCAAAUAAGUGAUUGCAGAUGUUUGAUAGAAGUAUAAUUUUUUCAAACCAAGUAUUGUUGAUGAACUAAGUGCCACCACCUUAGCUUUCAAAUUUCCAAAAUUUUUUUUUGCUAUUUGAUGAAUACUUUGUAAUCUUUAUUUUCCUAGUUUUCUACACUUUUUCUUACCUUAAUUGCUUCCUAUAAUCAAGGUGAAAUACAUAAGUUAGGAAGGCGUUUAGCAGUUCAGUAAAAAAAUAAAUCUUUCAUCAUCUCUCGUGGUGCUGCUUUGAAAACAUUGACAAACAUUAAGUUACAAAACCCUGCAAUUACUUAUUUUUUUAUAUAUAAGAGGGGACAAUUGGGCAAGAGGUUCCCGGGAUGGGGAGAGGUUAGGUAACAGCCAAGCAGGUGUCAAGAGAUGCGUUGCCGGCCUUGUAAGUCCCUGAGUCGUAUAGGUUCGGGAAAUACGCAGCCGGUAAUAAAUUCCACAAAGUUGCUGUGCGAGACAAGAAAUUAUCCGGAUACCUCACUCACCGGACGAAACACAGCGGUAAAGCCGCCAUUUCACGCCGGUUAUAAGUGGGGGAGUGGUAUCUCUCUGGGCGUGCCAGCCUAAUUCAGUUGUGUCCUAACACCUCCUAAAUGCUUAAAUUAAAAACUUGUCAGCUCAAUGCGCAUAACUCAGCCGCUUUUAAAAGGAAAUGUAUGUCGAUGUUGCUAAAAGUUUAUAAAUGGGUAUAACGAGGGUUCCUAAGAUGCUACACCUUUUUUAAGGUUUCAUGAUAUUUCGUUCUGAAAACAAUAGUAACAUGAUUUGACUAUUGAUUAUAAAAAAGAAGUAGUUACUUGAGAACCAAACUAUGUUCUUACCCCACUUAUAUGGAGGGGGUUUCCUGUAGAAAUAAAUUAAAAUCGCAAUUAGAUUUCAGCCAUACAAUUUCGAUUAAACAGCUAAUAAAUUGGCAAACUGUAUUAUUUAAUAUUCUAUUGUAUAAUAAAUUCAAAAUAUAUAUUAAUUCACCUUUAUUAUCUUAAAUGUGGUUAUGCUGUUUGACAGUGCUUUAUUUAGAAUUUAUUUUUGAGUUUGAAAGGGCAUAAUAGUGCCUUAUAAAUAAUAUUUGUAAAGGUAUCAAUGAAUUCAAAUUGGGCAAUUUUGAAAUAGUAUAAUUUAUUCGGUAAGUGUUAGCUACCUAUCCUAAGUGAAAAGCAAUAGUUUUAUUGUGAUCAAAUAUUUGCUGUAUUACUUAUAAUUAAAAUUUCCCAAUUUGACCAUAAUAUGUAUUGCGUUGUAUUUUUGCUUUUCCUUUUUUUUUAAUUUACCUUAUUCUUGACUAUUAAGGUCUUGAAAAUAACUUGCCAUAACAUCAUACAUAAUGAAGUGAGUGCUGUGUGAUAUGAAGUUCGAAUAACUAAUGUGUUGAAGUAAACAUUCUCUCGUUCAUCUGGUUGGUUUUGUCGGGAUGUUACAUCUAUCGUCUGUAGAGUAUCCGCUAGGUAAUUUAAUUUGAGAUGCAAGUGAACAUUAAUUUUUAUAUUAUUUUAAAUUUUAACAUCUUUGUAUUCCAUUUUGUAAUAUCGAAAUCGAUUUUAACUGUCCAAUAUUAGAUAUAUCAUAGGCAUUUUUACUAUAAUUAGUUAUGUACAUUAAUGUUUGUAAAUUGUAUAAUCGUUUGUAAAUUAAUUAAUGUAAUUUUUGAGGAAUUUUAAAUGUAUUUAGUGAAUUUGUAAAGAUGAGUGUGCUCCCAUUGAUAAAGGCUUUGUAUCUUGACAAUGCAAUUCAUGAAUCUAAUUAAUUUUAUAACCUUACAAUCUCGUGCGUUAACACUGCGAUUCUUUCGGUGGAUGGAAGGUACUGGAGCACAAGCUUUAUAAAUACAAAUACGCGCUGUGAAUGCUUGCAGUGUCACGAACGAAUUCGUAAGUUGAACGUCUUUUGAAUGUGCUCAAAUAACAUAUAUUUAAUAAAAUAAUCACUUGCAGAGUGGCAUUCUAUGUAAUUAUAGUUAUAGAUGUAUGAAAUAGCUUUAAAAUUUCUCCAUAAUAUUAAAGUGAUAACAAAUGUAUGUAUGUAGCUUAUAAUCCUUGUUGUAUAUGUAUGGAUUAUUGUAUAUUUGGUAUACAAUAAUUCGAUUUACAUUGAAGUAACAUUCUUAAUAACUAAUACUAAACGGCCUUUUAAUGUAUAGUUUUGCGAUAAUCGUUUCAUAGGCAACAUUGACAACUGUAUCACGAGCACAACAGGUUUCAAUACAGAACACACGAAGUGACAUGAAGUGUAUCACUGACCUGUAUAAAUACCACUGGACAGGCUGUUCCAUAUGUUUGACAGCAAAUUUUUGUGCCUAUUUGAAGCACCACUCGCAUGCGUCCAGAGAACUAAUUUUGACGUUACAAAUGGCUGCGAAGGAACGUUUCAAUACUCUGAAGUAUUUUUGCCUAUUUUUAAUUAAUUUCGUUCGUUUUCCGUGUUAUUUAUACUUCAAGAAUCAACGUAGUAAAGUUCACAUUUUUUUUUGUAAAUAGUUUCCCGCCAUCUAUCCAUGUUUGCUGAGGUUGUCAUCGGUAGUUUUAGUACCGCAGACUCUCGCUAAUGGCCAACAGCGACAAAAUGGCGAAUAUCAAACAGGUACAUAAGCACUUUGUCAGCCGCCAGUCCAGUGGUAUAUAGUAGAGGUCAGUAGUCUAUAUUUUAUUUUAAGGUUCAUCGAACACAUUUAGUAUUUGAUACGGUUGUUAUUUCAUAUUCAUUUCUAUUAUUAUUAUUAUCUCUCCAUUUAUAUAUACACAAUGUAUAAAAAGUAAAUUGCAUUGCUGGUGACAAACACUAAUUCACACACAUGAUAUAUUAAUAGUUAAUUUUCCAUUAAUACACACCACAUGCAAAAAAUAUUUCAUGAGUUAAUUGGUUAAUAAAUUAAUAUUCUUUACUUCAUUAACACCAAGUGCGUAUAAAUUGAUACGAGCAAUUGUUUAGCAUCAAAAUCACAAUCGCACAGGUGAUAUUAAAAUUAUUUUUCCAUUCAUACACACAACAUACAUAAAAAGUAUUUAGCAAUUAUUCAGAAUGAGGCAUUGCCGGGAUAAAGGGUCCACAUUGUUAUUUUUUUACAUGUUUACAGUGCAAAGAGUAUCGAAAUUUUAAAUGUGUUAAUUAAUCUAAAAACCAACAUUGUAAUGAAAUAAACGGAUUCCUUGUACUGUGGCACACUCAACUUAGUUAUAAAUCCUUUAUCAUAACUAUUUUAACUGAACUUAACCUUUAAAAGCUAAGUGUUUAUUUUAUAAAUGAUUUGUUUUAAAAUCGUUAUAUCUAUGUUAACCACUUAAAAAAUAUAGUUACGUAACGAUGGUUGGAAUAAAUUUUAAGAUGAAGUGAUGAUAUGUACUGUAAUGUUGCUAUAGUGUGUGACCGGUGGUUCUAUUUAAGAUUAAAAGUUACUUUUCAAUAAAAUAAAUUAAAUUUUU